Coffea eugenioides is the source of this 1096-nucleotide messenger RNA. RefSeq lists its product as uncharacterized. The transcript is spliced from 2 exons. Lineage: Eukaryota; Viridiplantae; Streptophyta; Magnoliopsida; Gentianales; Rubiaceae. The record is from RefSeq and is a predicted model, not a curated record. Bases 226 to 906 code for a protein of 226 amino acids.
AUGAAAUACAUCAUACACGUAUAGCACUAGAAAAGUUCGUUUUACUACUAUUAUUAGAUUACAUCAUAUGUUUUUUUUGCUUGUCAAUAAUAUGAUUUUUAUUCAGCGGAUCAAAGAAUAUCCGAAGGAAACGGGCAUUGAUGUGUUCUUCCAAACUCACAGGAGACCCUUUACCCCUCUACGCAGGAAAUAAGAGAAAACAAAUCCAAAUCAGCCAAAAACAAUAUGAGGUGUGAGGUGUCACUUUCGGCAGCCAUGAAGAGGGAGGGGCGUCAACACGGCAUGGUCCAAACCCACCCCAUCAUUUCCUCACCUUGGAGGCCGAGGCAGCCCCCCAGCCGGCUGGAAUCAACCUCCACGGCUGGUUGCUUUGCUAAGGUGCCCCAAAAGCCUACCAACCGCUCCAAGUUCACGGGCAAGUGCGGCCGCCCAAGGUGUGCUUCUUGUCACUUCCAUCCCGCCGGUAAAGCUAAGGACAAGACCAAAGGGACUCACAAGCUGAAGUCGUGCGAUGUUGUUACGAAUUACAGAUUGGUUACUUGGCGGGUUGUGGAUGCGAGGCCCGGGUUCAACUUUACCGGGUUUUCGGCCACUGGGAUUUUGGAUCAUUUGGCCAAUGAUUGUUACAGUGAUGAUGUUGGAGAUGAAAUUGAUGAUGGGGAUGAUGAUGUUUACGAUUAUUACUACCGUCCUGCUGAUCGACGCCAUCAUCAUCAUCCAGCCGAUUGGGUAGUUGACUCUGCCCUUGCAGCAUCAACUGGUGUUGCUAUCGGGGAGCUGCAGGAUGAGUUUGAUGACGACGACGACGAAAAAAUGAGCUUCUGUGACGUGGGUUUUGCGUGGGAGCAGGUGGAGGAGGAGGGAGAUGAUGAAAUUGGAGGUUGGUGUUUGGUGGAAGAAAUUUGACGUCGCUUCAAGUCCUUCUUCUGCUAGCACUCUCUUUUUAUUAUUCUUAAUGGUUGCUUCUAUGUGAUUGUAAGUAAUUAUGCAACCUUUACAUUUUAUUAUUGUUAUGGCUGUUAUUAUUAUUAUUUUGUGGGGAAGACCACCCUGUGCAUUAUUGUACAAGUAAUUGUGACCAUUUGAAAAAGAAAAA